AUGAAAGACUAUACAAUUACUGUUUUAGGAUGUGGUGUUAUGGGUUCUGCCAUCACCUCGGCAAUCUUGAAAUCAAAGUUUGAACCUUACCCCAAGAAAAUGUUUCUCUGUACUGCAGAACCAGAAACAUUAGCAAAGCAAUUUGGUGAUGAGCCAAUUGUUCAAUUAUCAUCCUGCGUCGAAGAUAAUCGCAAGGCUGUAAAGGAGGCUGACGUCAUCAUUUUGGGACUCAAGCCUUUUAUGUACGAGGAGGUGUAUGAGCAAGUCAAAGAUUCACUCACUGGUGACCAGCUUAUAAUUUCAUUGAUGGCCGGUGUCACUAUAAAGGAAUUGUCCAUCUUUUCCAAAUACGUAGCCAAGGUAAUGACAAACACUCCAGCCAGGUAUGGAUGUGGAACUGCUGCUAUUUCGUUUGCUCCAGCGGUAACAAAAGAACAGCAAGACCUUGUCAAUAAAUUGAUUGAGCCUAUUGGAUUGACCGUUACUAUCCCGGAGAAGAAUAUGGAUAUUGCUACUUCGUUGAUUGGGUCCGGUCCAGCAUUUUGCUUAUUAAUGAUGGAAUCAAUGAUUGAUGGAGCAGUGAGAAUGGGUAUGUCAUAUGAUGUGGCAAGACUUUCUGCUGCCAAAGUGAUGGAAGGAACAGCAAAGAUGUUGAUUGAGACUGGAGAUCACCCGGCUGCAUUAAAGAGUAAAGUGUGUACUCCAGGAGGAACAACCAUUGGUGGGCUAUUGAAGAUGGAGGAUGGUGCAUUGAGAAGCACCAUUGCGAGAGGUAUCGAAGAAGCUGCAAACAUUUCAGCAUCUUUUGCAAAAAAGUAA
Messenger RNA from Lodderomyces parapsilosis, 819 nucleotides. It is a transcript of the gene PRO3, whose product is annotated as pyrroline-5-carboxylate reductase. NCBI's taxonomy places the organism in Eukaryota, Fungi, Ascomycota, Pichiomycetes, Serinales, Debaryomycetaceae. The transcript has a single exon. The record is from RefSeq and is a predicted model, not a curated record. Gene Ontology annotation, molecular function: pyrroline-5-carboxylate reductase activity. Gene Ontology annotation, biological process: L-proline biosynthetic process. Bases 1 to 819 code for a protein of 272 amino acids.